AUGGUCCAUCUGGCCCAAUCUGUUAAUGUUCCUACCUCUCGAGUUGAGGCUGUUAUCCCCGGGAUGAUUGAGAGAGCCAUAGCUACUGCCUUAGCUCCUACCUGGGCUAACUUAAGAGAGCACCGAGAGUUGAGUGAUGCGCAUGACUUUGUAUUGGAUGCCCUUACAGUGAGACUGGAGUUUCAAGCCAUUUCUGAGAUUCCUCCGGCUACUACGACUGGAGAUGUUGUUGUGGCUGAUGAAGAUGCCAAGCUAGAUGCUCCCGAGACUGAGGAGGAGGAGAUUGGUACACGAGAUGCAGCAGUGUAUGAUGAUUUAGAGGUUCUCGAGGGGCGAUAG
This is a messenger RNA of Solanum stenotomum, 339 nucleotides long. RefSeq lists its product as uncharacterized. The transcript is spliced from 2 exons. The record is from RefSeq and is a predicted model, not a curated record. The coding region runs from base 1 to 339 and encodes 112 amino acids. Lineage: Eukaryota; Viridiplantae; Streptophyta; Magnoliopsida; Solanales; Solanaceae.